AUGGAAUAUGUUGAUGAAACAAAAGAUUUACUUAUUAAUGAGGUGGCACUCGCAAUGGAAAACAUCCUUGGGGGUCAGCUACGAACGCUCAUUGAGCAGAAGGAAAGUACGGAUGAAUUUGACGGCCAAAGAUUG
Molecule: messenger RNA, 135 nt
Organism: Paraglomus brasilianum
Lineage: Eukaryota; Fungi; Glomeromycota; Glomeromycetes; Paraglomerales; Paraglomeraceae
Source: the annotation of a GenBank genome assembly